This is a messenger RNA of Hemibagrus wyckioides, 2976 nucleotides long. It is a transcript of the gene fam13c, whose product is annotated as family with sequence similarity 13 member C. Bases 295 to 1668 code for a protein of 457 amino acids. Lineage: Eukaryota; Metazoa; Chordata; Actinopteri; Siluriformes; Bagridae. The transcript is spliced from 10 exons. The record is from RefSeq and is a predicted model, not a curated record.
UCUCUCUUUCCCACCACUGCAUGAAGAACCCAUGCGAGGCUAGGAGCUGCCGCUGCAGCAUUCAUAUGAUCGGAGCACGUUCACACACCCCCUUGUGAAGACGCGUGUGAGCAGCAGCAGAGGCAGCGCUGAGUGCUGUGUGUGUGUGUGUGUGUGUGUGUGUGUGUGUGUGUGUAUGAGUGUGAGAGCGAAACUGCGGCGGUACUCCAGCUUUCCAUCUCUUCGUUUGACACCCACCGGAUUGCUCAGUCUCCUCUUCCUCCAUCCCAGCCUUUCUGCCUGAACCUUGUUGGCAUGUUUUGCUUCUGCCUGCAGGGCUCUCUGUUAAAGCUCCAGGCUCUGGAGGAGGAUGCCAGUUCACCGCCGGAUUCUUCUCCCGAUGAAAGCCCAACCGGUACGAGUGGCAGGGACGAGACACAACCCCCAUCACGCGGCAGCCUGAGAGAUGAGAACAGCCCUCAAGAUCGUAGGCAGUCUGAAGGUGACUGCAGCAGUGAUCUCCAGCAGAACCCUGGUCCCAGUCGUCUCAUCUCUUACAUUACGGAUGGGAACAGCCCUUUACCCUCACCACGCUGCGCCAGCCUCAGCCUCAGCCAGCGCUUCAACACCGACCCCGAGAGUGCACCAUCACCUCCCUGCACACAGCAGCUCAUCAUGCCUCGUGGUAUGGUCCGACCGGAGACGUCUGAUGACGCUAAAGAUGCUCCAUCUAUUCCAUUACUCACUAAACACAUCCAGACGCUCAAGAGACGGAUACGCAAGUUUGAAGAACGCUUCGAACAAGAGAUGAACUACAAGCCUUCCCAUAAUGACAAGUCUGCAAAUCCAGAGAUUUUCAAGCUGAUGAGUGAACUGGCCAAAUCUCGCAAGCAGCUCAAAGAUCUGAAGCUGAGGCAGUCAGUGGAGGAAUCGAGAGGCCAAGAGAAUGACCAGCCCACAGGCGUCUGCAGAUACUCGAAUGGCCUGCAUGAGGCGCCAGAGCAGCAGCAGCAGCAGCACAAGCCCUCUCUGGAGGAGACGGUGGACAUGCUGCUGAAGAGACUGAGGGAGAAACGCCAGGCUCUUGGACUCCCAGACAACAUGAAGGAGAUGACCCAGAGGCAGAUGGCGCUGGAGAAGCUCACCCUGCAGAAAUGCCUGCUGUAUUUCGAGAGUCUACACGGCCGCCCCGACACCAAGCAGGAGAGGAACCUGGUCAAGCCGCUUUAUGACAGAUACCAGAUGGUCAAGCACCUGCUGUGUGCCACUCCCACCAUAACCACCAUCGAGGAAGAGGAAGGUUCUGAUGAAGAGUAUGUGCAGCAAACUCAGCCCCCACGGCAACCGACCCCUGAAUCGAUGGAGGAAGAUGAAGAUGGGGACAGUGACACGGCAUUUGUCUCACCUUUGGAUGAAGUGAAAGCAGUUCGACAGCCUGCACUCAACAUGUCCAACCUCCACGCUGCUUCCAGGUCUGAGCUGCUCCAGUGUCUGCGUGAGACUCGUGCGGAGAAGAAGAGGAAACGGAAAGCCAUCAGAGAGUUCGAGGAGCACUUCUUCAGACAGAUGGGCAGGACUGCACAAAAAGACGAUCGGAUUCCCAUGACGGAAGAAUACCAAGAGUACAAAAGCCUGAAAGCUAAACUGCGCUUGCUGGAGGUUCUGCUAAGCAAACAGGAAACUACAUAGACUAUUCACAUAUAGACUAUAUCCUGGUUUGCCUUUCAAUACAGAUCUAGAUAUUUGGACCAAACCAUGUUUUUUACGUACAUAUGACAUGCUCGUGCCAUAAUAACACUACAAUGCACUUUAACACCGGUACUAAAGUGGUCUGCCCCGAACGUCCCAUAUGCAGGGUUCGAUCUAUCUCUAAGGGAGGAAAAAAAGCCUUUACGUGGCUUCUGCAUGACGUAACGUGUAAAUGCAGGUCUCUGUUUUGUGCUCAUUCUUCAUUCCGAACUCAGCGGAGACUGACAAAUCAUGUGUGUGUCUUAAAGAGGAAAAGAAAUGCUGAAAAUAUGGCACUUUAUAUUGUUUUUUUUUGUUUUUUUUAAACCAAAGCGUGAAUCAAUAUGCAAUUUUCUUGGUUUCUUGUUCUGAGUUUUUUGUCAUUCUGAAGUAAUUUGAAACGAAAUGACAGUGUGCUCUCAGACGAUCGGACCAUGAUGCUCAGGGUCGAGGCGGGCGGGCGUUAGGGCGGAAAAGGGGCGGGGACUUUUAUGCUGAAAACCCAGAGCACUUAUUUAGAUUUAUAUUAUAUGCAAACUUACCAGCUGCUGAAGCACACAAAUGCUUGUAUUAGUGGCAACUGAUGUGAACUAUAAUGUGAACUAUUGUGAAAUAUUGUGAAUGUGUCCCUCUAUUACACUUUUCUUUUUCAUUUUUUUUUUUUACAAAGAAGUGAACUGUGACACAUUAAGAAGCCUCUUAAAGGAAGGGCAAAAUGACAAUGACAAGAUUCAAAGAAAAAAUAUAUAUAAAGGUAUAAGAAAUUUGACUAUGCUUUACCACUUUACCAUGAAGCACAAUGGUCCUUUUUAUGGUCAGAAAGUUUAACACACUCAGAAAAAUAAGAAAAAAACCCCCAAACAAUUAACAACCUCUACAGAUUAUACCAACCCUGCUUUGCCGUUUCAGCCACAACAACUUAUAUUAAACAAUGGUGUUUGUGUCUUGCAUGCCAGGCCGACAUGGAGCCGUCUUCUACAAUCAUGUGUGGUUUGUUCGGUGUCAUGUGUUAGCUGUGUUCCCAGAUGGAAUUUUUGACGUACACAGCCACCAUGACUAUUUCGUUGUUUGAACAAUAGAUUUUAGUGCAUGUUAAUUUUGCAUUGUUUUUAUGCGGUAGAUUUGUGCAAAUUUAAUUUUUUUGAGAAAUUUCUUUCUUGCUCUCAUGUGCAUCCAUUUCCUGUCCCAAAGUCCUUGGUAUCGUGCACUUCUGGUCCGUUCCGUUUUCUAUACACUGGUUAAAAAAUAAAUAUUUUUCUAUUUCUACUA